UUGUUCUGGGUGCUCUCUGAAUGCUGCCCUGGACUGCCCUCCCAUAAUCGGAGAGGCAGAGGAAUUCUUUGAAUCGAGAAGGGUGACGGGCUUCAAGCUGCACACGGCCGAUGUGGUGGAGUGGCGGUGCCGCGCCAAGCUGGCAGUGAGGGGGACAGCGGAGAGGCCGCUGGUGGGGCUGUAUGCAGCAAGGUCGCAUGAUGUGGUGGACAUACCCAUGUGUCGAGCCCACCAUCCCCGCCUAAAUGCUGCAGCAGCUGUCGUGCGGUCAGUGAUCAACGACAUGGGCAUCGAGCCUUAUGACGAAGAAACCGGCCAGGGCAUGCUGCGAUACAUUCAGCUUGCUCUCACCACCAACGACACAUCCAUUCCUGCUGCCGAGAGAUACCUCAAAGGCAAGGUUCAGCUGACUCUGGUGUGGAACAGCAGCAAUGAGAAGUCGCCACUUGCCGAGAAGUUGCCCGCACUAUGUCGGGAGCUGUGGCGGAGGGGGGGUGCAGAGGACAGAGUGCUUCACUCCGUGUGGGUCAACUUCCAGACGUCGUCAUCCAAUGUGAUAUUCGGUGGCAGGUGGCGGCACAUGAUUGGUCCAACGGACAUGUGGGAGCGGCUGGGAGGCGUUGAUGUUUGCUUCACCCCUGGAAGCUUUGGCCAGGCGAACUAUAAGGCCUUUGACGCCAUGCUGAAGCAUCUGCACUCGUUGAUUCCUCGCCGCUCCUCUGUGGUUGAGCUCUAUGCCGGUGCCGGGGCCAUAGGGCUCUCGCUUGCUGCCACCACGCAGUGCAAUGUGCGCUGCUAUGAGAUCAACGAAGCUGCACGUGCGCCCUUCACGCGCUCACUGGAGCGCCUGCAGCCUCUGCUGCGCCAUCCUGCUGCAGUUGCUUGGCACCAGGCGGAUGCUGAGGCACCCGUUGAGUCCCACCUGGACAUCCUGCUUGAUGCGGACGUGGUGCUGGUGGACCCCCCUCGCAGGGGCCUGCACGAGCCAGUGAUGGCGGCGCUGCUGCACGCUGCCCGAUAUGCCGGCAGGCUGUCCCAGCAGCACUCGGACAGCCAAGACAGCAGCAUCGCAAGGAGUGAGAGGAGAAGGGAUGGCAGCAGUGGCAGCAGUGGGGGGCGAGCAGCUAAUGGCUUGACUUUGGUGUACAUCAGCUGCGGAUGGGAUGCAUUCCAAAGGGACUGCGACAAGCUGACUCAAGACGGCCUCUUCCACCUCUCCCACGCCUCUGCCUUCAACUUUUUUCCCGGCACCAACAGCAUCGAGACUCUUGCUAUCUUUACAACGGCAAAGCCGCAUGCGUAGAAGGGUGUGCUGAACGGACGAAGCUGGGCACAUUGAUCUACUGUACCGUAACGCUACCAAUGAGAUUCCUUUUGCUUUGUGUGCGGGCAUGUAGUGUUUGUCAACAUAUAUUUAUGUAUUGUUAUAGGCUAGAUACGUGCAUGCUCAUAGAGAGUACAGCACCAUGACACAAAACCACCCUGUAUGCCCCAUUCUAG
This is a messenger RNA of Closterium sp. NIES-67, 1500 nucleotides long. Lineage: Eukaryota; Viridiplantae; Streptophyta; Zygnematophyceae; Desmidiales; Closteriaceae. The record is from the annotation of a GenBank genome assembly.